Molecule: messenger RNA, 3666 nt
Organism: Lingula anatina
Lineage: Eukaryota; Metazoa; Brachiopoda; Lingulata; Lingulida; Lingulidae
Product: advillin
Biological process (GO): cytoskeleton organization; actin filament severing; barbed-end actin filament capping
Cellular component (GO): actin cytoskeleton; cytoplasm
Molecular function (GO): phosphatidylinositol-4,5-bisphosphate binding; actin filament binding
Source: RefSeq, a predicted model, not a curated record
UGUCCAGUAUUCAUAUUUUAACAUAAAUUCGAGCUUUAAACCCCCCAAACACGUAGUGGGACACUGACGCCGCUAUUCGGAAGCCUAAGGUAUAGGAAAAAGCGCCAUUGUUCAACAGUGUCAUUUUAUGCAUACAACUGUUUUUGACUCCGGACUAAUUAUACACCACAAAACACGCCGGUGUCAGUGGUCAAGCUCAGUCCACCUUCGUACUGGCCAGCCGACAGCGUGCGUGACCGGCUCGCUUGGUUUUCUUGAACACAAAUCACCACCAAAGGAGAAUUUGCAGCACAUUUCUCGUCCAGCAUGGGUACUGUGGUAGACCCCGCCUUCAGGAAUGUCCCUAAGGAUGAGCCGUGCCUCAGGAUAUGGCGGAUAGAGAAAUUGAAAGUGGUGGCUAUCUCAGAGAAAGAAUAUGGCAACUUCUUCACCGGUGAUUCCUACAUUGUAUAUCAGUCCAAGCUUGUCCAGGGUCGUAUUGAGAUGCACAUUCACUUCUGGCUGGGUGAGGAGAGCACGCAGGAUGAGAUGGGCGUGGCAGCUUACAAGUCCGUGGAACUGGACGAUAGUCUAGGUGGCGCUCCUAUCCAACACAGGGAAACCCAGGGAAAUGAAUCCAAACAGUUUCUAGAAAUAUUCCGUCAGAAGGGUGGUGUGAGGUAUAAACAAGGGGGCGUGGCUUCCGGUUUCAAUCACGUGGACAAGACGUUCAAACCAUAUCUACUGCAGAUCAAAGGCAAACGUACAGCCAGGGUGAAGGAGCGCAACAUUAGCUGGGACUCCAUGAAUGAAGGCGACGUCUUCAUCCUGGACGUCGGCACCGUGUUGUUUGUAUGGACUGGCAGAGAUUCCAAUAGGUUCGAGAAAAUUAAGGGCAUGGAGGUGGCCCGGCAGCUGCGUGAUGAGAGAGGGAAAGGGGACAUCGUGGCAGUAGCAGACGGCGAGGAGGAGAAACUGAAUUUUGAAUGGCUCAAAGUAUUUGAGAAGCAUCUUCCACUUGACAAAAAACAGGUGAAAUCUGCCGCAGAGGGUGGAGCAGACGAGGUCCAUGAGAGAGCGUCCAUGACCAAAAUAAAGCUGUAUCUAGUAAAAGAAGAAAAUGACCAACUGAAUAUCAAAGAACUAAAGGAGGGACCCCUGGUGAAGAGCGAUUUAGACCCAGAUGAUUCCUUCAUCGUGGACAAUGGCGAGGCCGGUAUCUGGGUGUGGAACGGUAAACAGUCCUCCAAGAGGGAACGAUCAGAGGCCAUGACCAACGCCAUGGCUUUCAUCACUGAGAAGAAAUAUCCACAAAGCACUCGCGUCACCCGCGUUGUAGAAGGAGGCGAGCCAGUCAUGUUUAAACAGCUGUUUAAGUCGUGGCCGGAACCCCAGGCAGACUUAAAGAGUACCACUGUCAUAAAUCAAAUAGCUAAAAUAGAACAGACCAAAUUUGACGCCUCCAGUCUGCACAAUGGUAAGAAGAAGGAGACAAGAGACAAGAGUAUGGUGGACGACGGCUCGGGGAAAGUGGAGGUAUGGCGUAUCGAAGGAAACGACAUGGUGGCAGUGCCGAAUUCUCAGCUGGGACGCUUCUUCGGAGGUGACUGUUACGUCAUUCUCUAUACGUACGGCGACGAGAAACACAUUAUAUAUUUCUGGCUGGGUAAUAAAUCAGCGCUAGCCGAGCAGGGGGCCUCUGCCAUCCGUUCAGUCCACCUGGACGACAAAUUUGGCGGUGAACCGGUGCAGGUGCGAGUUGUGCAGGGGAAGGAGCCGCCACACUUCAUGGCCGUGUUCAAGGGCAAGAUUAUCAUUUUCGAGGGUGGCUCUGCCCGAGAAGUAGGGGACUAUAACAAGGUAGCCCCGGGAAGUUCCUUCCUGCUACAAGUGCGCAGCACUAACGAGGACAAUGUGAAAGCCGUAGAAGUACCUUGCAGAGCCGCAUCACUUAAUUCAAAUGAUGUAUUCAUACUUUACAAAAAUGAAUCCCUGAUCCUCUGGUGUGGACGAGGUAGCAAUGCUAGCGAAAACAGAGUCGCAAAACAGAUUGCUCGGUCGCUUACAUCAAAACCACCAACAAUACUGAACGAAGGCAAUGAAAGUGAUGUUUUCUGGAAGGCAGUGGGUGGAAGAGAGAGCUACGCAAGCGACAGGAGGUUACAGGAGGAGGCUCCUCCCAGAGAGCCGCGUCUAUUCCAGUGUUCCAACGCCUCAGGGAAGUUCCUGGUGGAGGACAUCCCAGAUUUUAUUCAGCAAGAUUUAGUCCCAGAUGAUGUGAUGAUUUUGGACACCUUCGACACCAUCUUUAUUUGGAUUGGGGAAGGCGCCAAUAAACAGGAAAAAGAACUGGCCAUGCAAACAGCUGUGGAAUAUAUAAAGACAGACCCCGCGGGUCGCGACCCUGACACGCCGAUUGCUAUGGUGAAACAAGGCUUUGAGCCGCCGAACUUCACCGGGUUCUUUGGAGUGUGGGAUAGACAGUAUUGGAGUAAAGGAAAGACGUUUGAAGAGAUGAAGGAAGAGCUUGGCGAGAGCAGUGUAGAAGUAGAGAUUGUUGACAAGGCUAAGAUUGGAGUAGAAGCCAGUUUCUCAAAUGUACAAAAGUAUGCCGCUGAUAUUCUUAGGCGAAAGCCUGAUAUGGGACUUCCGGCGGAUGUUGACCCAUUGCACAAAGAGAUGCAUCUCGUCCCAGAGGAGUUUAAGUUGUUGUUUGGAAUGACCUAUGAAGAGUUUCAGAAGCUUCCAAAAUGGAAACAGUUGGCUUUUAAAAAGAAAACGGAUCUUUUCUAAGACUUAGAUAUUCCAGCAAACGAAGACAUCACCUUUCUGUUGAUUCCAAAAUGGAUAUAUCCGACUUACUUUUAACAGUAUUGACUAAAGGAAUAUAAGGAGCAUGAUAUGCUUGUGAUAUUACUAUCUACUUGUCACAAAAUGAUUGCGAUGACUCCGUUAAAAUGAAUACCGUCAUCUCACCAACUUGCUGAACUUAAAUGAGCAGGCUGCGUUGCGUUUCUUUCAAAGCAGUUGGACAUUGUUUUAUUUAUAAAAUUUGCCUCAGAUUGUAGCGCCGUCUUGGUAGGACUGCUAUAAAAGCGGCGUAUGUCUUUUUUUAACUUGUACAAUACUCAACGGCCAACUUUGCCAAUACAUACGCCUUACUUGUAGAAAGAAAGGAAAUCGACGUGAUAUUUGAAGGGACAACUUUUACUGUUCUUUUACUAGACUUUCCUCAAGGUAUUGAUUAUAUAUUUAGUUUAGGUAAAAAUAAUAGUGAAUGGUAAUUUCCGAAGAGAAAGAUUCAAUUAUUGAUCCAUAUACUAUAAACGAUCAUGUGCUGUUAAUAAUGUGUUCUGACAGGUAGUUUUGCUAAAUUUAACCAGAAGUGAAUCUCAGAUUAUCACUACCUACAGAUUUACUGCAUCUCAGUGUAAUGAGGAGAGAAAUUAAAACCUUUUCUGUUUUAGUAAUGGAGAAGCAUGAUUUACGUUAGUUGUAUUAGUUUAGGUAUAAUGUAGUUAUAGAUAUCAUUAUUGACAGACUGGCUGUAUUUUAAGUGAAUGGUGCAUUUACACGUUAUUAAAAGUAUUGUACAAAAGAAAAUAUUUAUAUGCAUAAAACAACUGCCCUUUUAUGUGAAAGGAAAUAAAAAAGCAUAGAAAAAAAGCUGUUCAAGCUCCAUCUUCA